Messenger RNA from Otolemur garnettii (small-eared galago), 761 nucleotides. RefSeq names its product RAB7B, member RAS oncogene family (gene RAB7B). Gene Ontology annotation, biological process: endosome to lysosome transport; phagosome-lysosome fusion. Gene Ontology annotation, molecular function: GTP binding; GTPase activity. Lineage: Eukaryota; Metazoa; Chordata; Mammalia; Primates; Galagidae. The coding region runs from base 120 to 719 and encodes 199 amino acids. The transcript is spliced from 6 exons. The record is from RefSeq and is a predicted model, not a curated record. Gene Ontology annotation, cellular component: late endosome; lysosome; phagocytic vesicle.
UUUUUCCGUGACUCAGCCAAGACUGUUUCUCUAAGAAGAGAUCUCCAGACUGGGAGAGAUCCCCUGCCUGCCCUCCCAGGCCAAGUUCUGUACCGCCACGAAGGCUCUGAAUCCCCUCCAUGAAUCCUCAGAAGAAAGUGGACCUGAAACUCAUCAUCGUUGGAGCCAUUGGUGUGGGAAAGACCUCUCUCCUUCAUCAAUAUGUGCAUAAGACGUUUUAUGAGGAAUACCAGACGACUCUGGGGGCCAGCAUCCUCUCCAAGAUUAUCAUACUCGGUGACACGACGUUGAAACUACAGAUCUGGGACACUGGCGGUCAGGAGAGGUUCCGCUCCAUGGUGUCUACGUUCUACAAAGGCUCUGAUGGCUGUGUCCUGGCUUUCGAUGUCACCGACCUGGAGUCCUUUGAAGCCCUGGAUAUCUGGCGGGAUGACGUUCUGGCCAAGAUUGUCCCUACGGAGCAAUCCUACCCCAUGGUGUUGCUGGGGAACAAAAUUGAUCUGGCAGAGCGGAAGGUGCCCCAAGAGGUAGCCCAAGGCUGGUGUGAAGAGAAGGAUAUUCCGUACUUUGAAGUCAGUGCCAAGAAUGACAUCAACGUGGUGCAAGCCUUUGAGAUGCUGGCCAGCCGGGCUCUGUCAAGGUACCGAAGCAUCUUAGAGAAUCACCUCAUAGACUCCAUCAAGCUCUCACCAGACCAGUCAAGGAACAGGUGCUGCUGAUCUCCAGAUUCCCACUCUGGAUGCCCAGAGAGAGUGUCCGCC